AUGGCCGGCCCCGCUCUCCUGCGGCCCGGGCCGCCCCCGCCGCCGCCGCUGCUGCUGCUGCUGGCCGCGCUGCUGCCCCUCGGCCUUGGCCUGGGCCUGGGCAGCCCCGGGUGCGGGGCGCGAGUGGAUGUGCGGCUGCGGCGGCCGCAGGCCAGCUACACUCUGCAGGGCGCCCUGCUGGGCGGGCCCCCGCGCAUCGCGCCGCCGCCGCCCGGAGCCGGAGCCGGAGCCGGAGCCGGACUGCAGGGCCGCCUGGUGCUGGUGGGGGACGAGGAGCCCCAGCUUCAGGCCGGCGAUGACUGGAUUGGAGUGGUCCCAGUGGGUGAGGAGCAGGUGGAGACCCAGGGAACCGGCCCUGAGGAGUCCUUCACCUCCGCUGUGGUCAAUAAGAUGAAGCGAGCUCUGGUCCUAGGAGCCUCCGCCCUGCUCAUCCUGGCCCUGAACCAGAAUGCCGUCCGAGAGCUAGAUGUGUCCGAAGUCCUUUCCAAGCCCAUCAUUGUGGUCCAGAUGUCUGAUAACGUCACUAAACUCCUGAGCGCUUUGUUGGGGGGCCUGCAGGCCACAGCCAAGAUCACCUCUCAGGCCAUGCUGCUGGAGAACGUGGGCCUGACACUGACCCUGUGGUCCACCUGCGGCCUGUCCCGGGGUGGCCUCUACGGGGAGUGGCAGGGCGUGAUCUGCCCUGGAGAAAGUGGCUCCAGGGUCCAGAAGUACCUGCAGAAGCUGUGGAAUACUAUCCUGCUGGUGGCCUUGCUUCUCUGCAUGGGCCUUAUCAUCCAGGCGCGGCGGCAGGCACGGCAGGGCCCGGUGGAGCCCGACCCCCAGCUGGACCCCACGCAGCAUAUCCUGCAGACGCUGUCAGCCCUAAAAACCCGGCGCUACCAUCCAGGCCGCCAGCACCGGGCCAACGUGCCCGACAUCCAAACCUGUGCCAUCUGCCUGGACCAGUUUCACAGAAAUCAGUGUCUCAGGGUCCUGCCUUGUCUCCAUGAAUUUCACCGGGAAUGCAUAGACCCCUGGCUGCUCCUUCAACAGACCUGCCCCCUGUGCAAACACAACAUCCUCGGGAGCUCUUGGGCUGAGAGCUAGCCCCAGCCCCGCCCUGGGGGAUCGAGGGGGCAGAGAACUCCAUCUGAAAGGUGCCCUGCCUCUCCGGGCUCACGUGGUGGUCUCAAGGAACACCGUGCCUCGCUCAUUCAGAACCAGAUCAUCUUGGCUGGGAAGGCCCCCACCCAGGAGCAGAAUGCCCAUGCUGCAUCGCCCCUCCCCAUGGGAGGGAGGCCUCUGGGCUGAGCCCGUGGUGACAGCGGGGGGCCGUGUGGGGGCCUGCAGCAGCUCCAUCGAGGCUAGGCCAGCCUGGUGGGGGAGGCCACCCAGGCAGAGACUAGGUCAUGAGUGACCUCCAGGGAGCAGCCCCUGCACUGCUUCUAGGGGCUCAACUUCAUACUAAUUUAUUAGGGUUAAUAAUGCCUGGAAGGGGCUGGAAGGGAGGGCCCGGCCCGCUGGGCACAUUCGUGUACAGUGUAUAACAUUAAAUCAGAGUCACUGCA
Vombatus ursinus (common wombat) is the source of this 1550-nucleotide messenger RNA. RefSeq names its product ring finger protein 215 (gene RNF215). Bases 1 to 1089 code for a protein of 362 amino acids. Gene Ontology annotation, molecular function: frizzled binding; ubiquitin protein ligase activity. The transcript is spliced from 9 exons. The record is from RefSeq and is a predicted model, not a curated record. Gene Ontology annotation, biological process: Wnt receptor catabolic process; ubiquitin-dependent protein catabolic process; negative regulation of canonical Wnt signaling pathway. Lineage: Eukaryota; Metazoa; Chordata; Mammalia; Diprotodontia; Vombatidae.